CUUUCACAGACCGCGCGAGGUCGACGAGAAAGCAGCAAACAAAGACUUGCAAAAAUGGCGGUGGCGACGGCUCGGUGGCUCGUCCUGUCCCUGCUCGUGUCCGCCGCGGCCGCGGCGCAUGACACGAAAUGGAAGGCCGGGGCUGCGGUGGGCGGCCAGGUCGUGGAGAAGGAGCGGCGGAGGGUGGUCGCUCAGAGCGAGGCCGGCACGGUUACGGCCGCGGACGUCGCCGACGCGGCGGGCACCGUGUACCGGCUGCAGUUCAUCACCAUGGACCCCGGCGCCCUGUUCCUGCCCGUGCAGCUGCACGCCGACGCAGUGUUCUACGUGCACAGCGGGCGGGGCAAGGUGACCUACAUCCAAGAAGGGGGCAGCGAAACAAGCUCCCUGGAAAUACAGCGAGGAGACGUGUACAACUUGGAGCAGGGCAGCAUCCUGUACAUCCAGAGCUACCCCAACGCCACCAGAGAGCGUCUCCGGAUCUACGCCAUCUUCACCAGCAACGCCAUCAACUGCGACGACCCAUCGCACCCCAAGUCAGAAGCAUACUCGAGCGUCAGCAAUCUACUGAGAGGAUUUGAAGUAAAGAUUCUUCGACAGGGAUUUGGGGUUUCCGCUGAAGUGGUGGAGGCAAUCCAAUCGGCCAAGAGCCCACAGUCGAUUAUAACGUACAAUCCAGACCAGGAGAAGGAAGAGAAGUCGAAUUGGACGGAAGAAAUCUUCAACGCGCUGUGGGGCGACGAGUCCCCACUGAACAAGAAGAAGAAGAAGGAUAAGCACAAGAAGAAGGACAAGAAGGACGACAAAUCCAAGAGCGAGACGUUUAACUUCUACUCCGGCAAGCCGGACGUCAAGAACUGCUUCGGAUGGAGCAAAACCAUGACCAACAAGGACCUGCAGAACCUCAAGGGGUCCAACAUUGGCAUGUUCAUGGUGAACCUGACCACGGGGUCGAUGAUGGGGCCUCACUGGAACCCGAAAGCCACGGAGAUCGCCAUCGUCACCCACGGAUCAGGGAUCGUGCAGGUGGUAUGCCCGAGCAUCCCGUCGGGCACCGGAGGCGGUCACGGCCACCACGACGAGGGUGGCCGCGGGGGCGGCGAUCACGGUCACCACGAUGAGGGCGGCCGCAGGAGAGGCGAUCACGGUCACCACGACGAGGGCGGCCGCGGGGGCGGCGAUCACGGUCACCACGACGAGGGCGGCCGCAGGGGCGGCGACCACGGGCAAGGAGGCGUAGAGUGCAAGAAUUCGGUGUUCAGAGUGAAGGAAGGCGACGUGUUCGUGGUGCCGAGGUUCCACCCGAUGGCGCAGCUGUCCUUCAACAACGGGUCGUUCGUGUUCGUCGGGUUCAGCACCCACAUGGGGGAGAACAACCCGCAGUUCCUGGCCGGGGAGCAUUCGGUGCUGCAGGUGAUCGGCAAGGAGAUAGUGGCGCUGGCUCUGGGGCAGAAGAACACGACCGCCGUGGAGAAGCUGCUGUCGGCGAAGAGCGGGUCGACCAUAAUGGCGUGCAUCUCGUGCGCGGAGGAGCUGGAGAGGAAGGCGGAGCAGGAGGAACAGGAGGGCGGGAAGGGGGAGCGGGAGCGGGAAGAGGAGGAGAGGGAAAGGAAGCAGAGAGAGGAGGAAGAGCGGAAGAAGCGAGAGGAGGAAGAGAGGGCGAGGAGGGAGAAGGAAAGGAAGCAGAGGGAGGAAGAGCAGAGGAAACGGGAGGAAGAAGAGAGGGAGAGGAGAGAGGAGAAGGAAAGGAAGCAGAGGGAGGAGGAAGAGAGGGCGAGGAGAGAGAAGGAAAGGAAGGAGAGGGAGGAGGAAGAAGCAGCGAGGAGGGAGCAAGAAGAGGAAGAAGAAAGGAGGAGAAGGGAGGAGGAAGAAGGUGGCGGAGGCCAAGGCGGAGGAGGAGGUGAUGAUCCAAGGGAGGAGGAAGAACGGCGGAGGAGGGAGGAGGAAGAAGGCGGCGGAGGAGGUGACGAUCCGAGGGAGGAAGAGGAAAGGCGGAGGAGGGAGGAGGAAGAGGGCGGCGGAGGCCAAGGAGGACGAGGAGACGAUCCGAGGGAGGAAGAGGAACGUAGGCGGAGGAGAGAGGAGGAGGAAGGCGGCCGUGGCGGAGACGACCCGUGGGAAGAGGAGGAAGGCGACUGGGGAGACACCACCAAGUACCGCGCGGCCAAGAACCUGAAGAAGCGCUACCGUGGUCGCAAGGGCGCCGUGUUCCAGAGCGCCUGAACAGCCGCCGUUCCAGACUUCCAGUCACCUUGCACGGUCUCUGCUCUACCCAUUCCCCGCGUACCGCUGUACGAAUACUGGUGGCCAUCCUAGUUGUGUGGCUCUGUUCAGUCUACUGUAGUCUCUACUCGUAGUUUUGUUGGGUCCGUCGUUGCCACAAUGCCACUGUGUCUUUCUGUAGCUGGUGUAUAGAAGAAGAGCUUGUGGAUUAUGCCUACGUACGUAUAAAUAAAGGAGCUGUUCAUC
Molecule: messenger RNA, 2469 nt
Organism: Triticum aestivum (bread wheat)
Lineage: Eukaryota; Viridiplantae; Streptophyta; Magnoliopsida; Poales; Poaceae
Product: vicilin-like seed storage protein At4g36700
Exons: 5
Coding region: 55-2223 (722 amino acids)
Source: RefSeq, a predicted model, not a curated record